GUGGCCCUUCAAAAGAUGAGUUUUCGCCUCUUCAACCUCACUUCUCGACACAACAUCAAACACUUUUGUUUCUACAUUUGAGUUGGAUAGCCAGAUAUUCAGACAGAAUGGGUAUUAGCGCCGACCAAGCCAAAGCUCUGAAGGACUGCAUAGCCGUAGUGGCCCAGAACCCUGAUGGAAAUGGGAAGGCUCUCUUCAUCAAAAUGUUCGAAAUGAACCCCGGUUGGGUGGAAAAGUUCCCAGCCUGGAAGGGGAAAUCUUUGGACGAGAUCAAGGCAUCCGACAAGAUCACAAACCACGGAGGCAAGGUUAUCAACGAGUUGGCCAACUGGAUCAACAACAUCGACAGUGCCUCCGGUAUCCUGAAGUCGCAAGGUACCGCCCACAAGGGCCGAUCUAUCGGCAUCGAAUACUUCGAGAAUGUUUUGCCCGUCAUUGAUGCUACAUUCGCUCAGCAGAUGGGUGGAGCCUACACAGCCGCCAUGAAGGAUGCGUUGAAGGCCGCCUGGACAGGAGUUAUCGUUCCUGGCAUGAAGGCCGGAUAUUAAGAUGAAGGUGGUAGUACCAUUCCGCCAUCAGGCGGCACCAUAGACAAAUUGUGAAGAGUUGCUUUAGAUUAACUCUUUGGCUUUCAAUGUGCAAGAAUUGUGGUUAUGAAAAAUGCAAUGACCAAUGGGCAAUUACUUUGCUUUUAAACUGUGAGGCGUGACUUGGUGCGAUCGUGUUGAAAAAUGAUGUAUUUCAAUGCAGACGUGGUUAAGAGUGGAAUCCGCCAUACCACCCUUCUUGUGCACUAGCUCUGAUGUCUUGUCCGUCGAUCAUCACAGUGCUGUGAGAAACCCCACUACUGGCUCACCAGCCACACACCUAAGACCGGCGCCCUAUGUGUCAUCACACAACUAUACUCUGUAGUGUCACAGAGACGUUUUAAUGAACCUUUCUCCAUAUAUGUAGCGUAGGCAACAUAAGCAUCUUAACCAGAAGCUAUGCAAUACAAACACUGACACAGAGACAGGGACAUUUUCAGUCCAAUUUACUAACGAAACAUUAGCUGAUAUCCAAUAAGUAUUAUGUCUGCACCUGCCCGCGUGUCACUGUGGUGGAAUGCCUGUAUGUAAAUAAAGGAUUUUAUUACAUAAUG
Molecule: messenger RNA, 1141 nt
Organism: Liolophura sinensis
Lineage: Eukaryota; Metazoa; Mollusca; Polyplacophora; Chitonida; Chitonidae
Product: globin-1
Exons: 4
Coding region: 108-548 (146 amino acids)
Molecular function (GO): oxygen binding; heme binding
Source: RefSeq, a predicted model, not a curated record